AUGGAAUUUGUCAAGGCAGCAUGCGAGAAAGAAGAAGUUAGAUGUGAUUCUUCUGUUUCCUGGACUGGUUUGCCAGCCAAGAGAGUACCCCAACCUGUCCCAGAUCCUGAAAGACCAUUUCAUUACAUGCUUGUGGCAGUAACGCCAUCAUGCACAGACAGUGGUGAUGCAAGACACGUAGAUGAUUGGCAACCAAGAGCUAACAUUGCAAAAUUAUUCCAGGAUGACAAGAUUUCAUUGCAAAAACAAGAUGAGAUCACAAACUUUUCUGAAAAAUUCUAUGUCAAAAGAGAAUAUGUGGUCGCAUCUAUAGAACAUUUAGCAACUUGCAAUCAGUAAAGAAGAUUCGAGCAAGGACAAGAGCGGAAGAGCAGAAUCAAAGGAAAGAAAAGAAGUCUGAAGAAUAUGACUGGCUCAAACUGGUAUUACAAGGCAAAAUUGAUAAGUUGACGGUUCAAGAAUUGGACAAGUACAUUAACAAACACAACUUGAGCAAGAAAGGCAAGCAAAAGGAUAAAUUGAGUGCAAUCACAGCAGAUGUAUUACGGAAGAGUCUUGCCAGGUCUACUGAACACGCUUUGGAGCAGCUACACAUAGACCAGAGGAGCAGUGACAGUGAUGGAGAAAGUGAGAGGAUCUUGCUUUGGAAGAGUUUGGGUCAGAUAAUGAGACUGGAGAUGAAUCUAAAG
This is a messenger RNA of Paramuricea clavata, 689 nucleotides long. The record is from the annotation of a GenBank genome assembly. Lineage: Eukaryota; Metazoa; Cnidaria; Anthozoa; Malacalcyonacea; Plexauridae.